AUGUCAAACCGUUUUGUCACUAAGUUCGCUCGUAUCGAGAGUGAAAGUGCUGUUAAGUUAGGAAAAAGAUUUGAAAGAUUAGGAGUCAGAGAGCUACCUAGAUCAAAUGAACAAAUUGAUCGGCUAACAUGGGUCCAAAGAAUGAGUAAUGCGUUUGACAAAGAAAAAAAUAGGGAGACCAGAGAAAAAUUAGUAAAAGAAUAUAACACACCAUACUGGAAAGAUUUGAUUGAAUUAAGGAAAUUUGGCGAAAAGUUAUGGGAAGCUGCUCCGGGACUAGUCAAUGCCAAGGAACAUGUAAAAACAUUUGUUGAGCCAUUUCUCAAAGAUUUUUCUGGUCACGCAAAAAUACAAAUUUUGAAGGUGACUAUUGAGACGAAUUUUGUAAAGUCUUUAAUUAUAAAAUUGUUCGUGAUUCCAUCUUUAAGGAGAAGCAUUCCCGAACCACUUCAUAGAAAUUAUAUUUUUACGUUCAAUAAGGAUACAACCUUGUUUGAAGCAUUGGGAAUGAAUAAUUUAUAUAGGGGAUACACAUUCUUAGUUGAUUCAAAUUGUAAAAUAAGAUGGUCCGCUCAUGGAAGGGCGACGUCAAACGAAUUAGAAACGAUGCUAAAAUUGAUUAAAAUUUUAGAUAAUGAGAAACAUUCUAAUGUUUAG
Messenger RNA from Dentiscutata erythropus, 657 nucleotides. The record is from the annotation of a GenBank genome assembly. Lineage: Eukaryota; Fungi; Glomeromycota; Glomeromycetes; Diversisporales; Gigasporaceae.